AUGUCACUCUGGUAUGCUGUGAUAUUGGCAUUAGGAUACAUCAAUUCUGAGUGUAAAAAUGUUAAUCGAUCGAUACGCUCGAAGGUGUAUAAUAAUCAUUCAAAUGACAUGCCAAUUAACCCUGUAAAAGUACAACAUCAAAAACACAAUCCAUGGCGUACAAAAUUUAUGAAAUUUGACAGUGACAAUGAAGAGGAAGGCAAUGAAAAUGAUCAUGAUGAAGAUAAUGUAGAGGAGGGAGAGGAAGUUUUGGAUUCGGAAAAAUCCAAAACUUCCUCUCAUAUUGUUAAUCCAACGGGCACGUCAAAAGAUGAUAACACUAUUGAAAAUGACAAUGAAUAUAAGCCAAGAGUGUGUGGCCAAGGCAAAAGAGGUAUUUUAAUAUACCAACAACAAGACUAUGGCAUUGCCAUAAUGGGAUUGAUUGAUAAGGGCACAUUAAAGUUAUAUGCCGGAAAUAUAAUUUUGAAGGAGAUCUCAUUGUGGAAUAUCAUCUCACCAAUUGAGAUGGCUAAUAAUAAGUGCUUUUCUAUACGACAACCAACGCAAUUACCAACAAUUUUAUGUGCUGGAGGAAUUGAUUCUAGGAAUAGGUGGGUGAAUGCUCUGGAAAGCUCACGAUUGUGUCUAAUCACAAAAGUGAAAUAUUAUCUACCCAUUUCGAUUGAUAAAGAUUUCGUUGAACCCGAAGAUCCUCCUCCAUCUGGAAUAAAUGUUUUUAUUGCCGAAUCACAAUUCGGGAAACCCGAAAUAGUUAUAAACGGAAAAACAUUGGAACAGAUCAAGAAUGACGAGAUGGAAAGCAUUUCGACAAGUGAUGAAUAUGGAACAACAUUGUGGAAUGGUGAAUUACAGAAACCUGAUUUUCAAGAAGAUGAGUUUAAUGGAGAUGAGUCUAUGGAAUCUUUGGCUGAGGCGGAGAUGAAGAAGGAUAUUGCCCCGGAAUUUGGCCAUGCCAGGAUGUUCUAA
Babesia microti strain RI is the source of this 969-nucleotide messenger RNA. RefSeq names its product conserved Plasmodium protein, unknown function. Bases 1 to 969 code for a protein of 322 amino acids. NCBI's taxonomy places the organism in Eukaryota, Apicomplexa, Aconoidasida, Piroplasmida, Babesiidae. The record is from RefSeq and is a predicted model, not a curated record. The transcript is spliced from 8 exons.